Molecule: messenger RNA, 2724 nt
Organism: Dibothriocephalus latus
Lineage: Eukaryota; Metazoa; Platyhelminthes; Cestoda; Diphyllobothriidea; Diphyllobothriidae
Source: the annotation of a GenBank genome assembly
AUGGGUGACGAAGACGUGCUGUUCGACGAUGUUUAUGAAUUGAAUGAAAUAAUUGGAAAAGGUCCAUUUAGCGUUGUUCGGCGAUGUGUUCAUCGUGAAAGCGGACAGUCUUACGCUGUCAAAAUUAUUGACAUAAUCAAGUUCACCGGAAGUCCUGGCCUGUCCACUGCAGAUUUAAAGCGGGAGGCAAGUAUUUGUCAUCUGCUGAAGCAUCCACACAUAGUUGAGCUUGUCGAAACCUACAGCAGUGAUGGCAUGCUAUACAUGGUUUUCGAAUAUUAUAUCAUCAUGGAAGGUGCGGACCUCUGUCUGGAAAUAGUAAAGCGCGCAACGGCUGGCUUUGUUUACAGUGAGGCUGUAGCAAGCCACUACAUGCGCCAGAUCUUGGAAGCUGUUAGGUACUGCCACGAAAACAAUAUUAUCCACCGUGAUCUGAAGCCUCACUGCAUCGUCCUGGCUAGUAGACAAAACUCCGCGCCCGCCAAACUCGGUGGAUUCGGCAUCGCUGCCCAACUUAAUCCGGACACUGGACUCAUCCCAGGUGGAAGAAUUGGUACUCCACAUUAUAUGUGUCCAGAAAUGGUACGACACGAAGCCUACGGGAAACCCGUGGACGCAUGGAGCUGUGGCGUAUUUCUGUUUGUCCUCUUGAGCGGAUCUCUGCCUUUUUACGGAACCCGGGAUGCACUGUAUACGCAGAUUCUUACCGGGCAGUACCGGAUGAAUCCCGAUAUCUGGAAUUCUAUUUCCACGGAAGCAAAGGACCUCACUAUGCGGCUUUUAGAAGUAAACCCUCUUCGACGACUUACAAUAGAAGAAGCACUCCGUCAUCCUUGGAUUUGCCAAAAAGCCAGAGCUCCCAAAGUUCACUUGCAUGACACUGUGGAAGAAAUGAAAUUUUUCAAUUCCCGCCGACGACUCAAGGGAGCUAUUCUCGCAGCUGUCUCGAGCACAAAGUGGGCAAGUUUCUAUUCGGAUGUCAAUGGAGCACCCACUGACGAAUUUAUCGAAGAGGACGAUGAAGUUACCUCUGCAGUAAGUGACAGAAUGCUUGUAAUUUUAGCUGUCAGCGUGGUUCUUGAUAGCCUUGAAGAAAUGCAGUGCUUGACCGAAAGUGGAUUGGAGGCCGCAGAACUCAAAGAGUUGGCUUUUCAAGAUUCACAGCUUUGCUGCCUACUUGAGUUGUACGAUCACAUAAAUAGUAAUCCCCUCUCACCAAAUUCAGUCCUACCAGACAAUGCAACUAUUAAGUCCAGAGACGUUCUCGAAGAACUACAUGCCAACGUAUCUGCGGAGUACCAGGCUGAUGUCGACGAAUUGCGAUUUAUUUUAACAUCCGCUCAUCUUAAGGCACUACUACGGACGCACGACGUUGUGGCGCAUGAUGUGUACGGCGAGAAUGCUGUCCGUGUCACUCCACCGCCCACAUUCUCCGCAAAUGGUGAUGACGACGAUGAGGCUGAACCCGAAAACGGACAUAAUGUCACUCGCGUGCGACUAGUUCAAUUUCAGAAAACAACAGACGAACCAAUGGGAAUUACGCUCAAGCUAACCGAAGACGAAAAAUGUGUUGUGGCUCGAAUCAUGCACGGAGGAAUGGUACAUCGACAAGGCACGUUGCAUGUUGGGGAUGAACUGCGUGAAAUAAAUUCGGAGCCAGUUUUUGGUAGAUCGGUCGAGUAUCUUCAACGACGUCUGCGUGAAGCUAGAGGAAGCGUGACCUUGAAAAUCGUUCCCAGUUGCCGUAACAACCCGAUGCAGUGUGAGAUCUAUGUUCGAGCAAUGUUCGCGUACUAUCCAGAGAAUGAUGACCUUAUUCCCUGUGCGCAAGCAGGCAUCGAAUUCGAGGUGGGCGAUAUUUUACAAAUUAUCAGCAAAGACGACCAUAACUGGUGGCAGGCCAGAGUUUGGGGUUCAGAUCCUCAGAGCCCUGCUGGUCUCAUUCCGAGCCCUGAAUUACAAGACUGGCGUGCCGCAAAUCGUGCCGUGGAACACACACAUGGAUCCAUGGUGAACUGUGGUUCUUGGUUUAGCAGAAAGAAGCGAGGGUCCAAGGAUAAGUAUCGUGCAAAGCAGUCUGCCCUUUUCGAUCAGCUUGAGCUCUAUACCUACGAGGAGGUCGUCCGACUCCCCACCUUCCGUCGACGCACGCUUGUUCUGCUUGGGGCCCAUGGCGUUGGUCGUCGACACAUUAAGAAUAGUCUUAUCCAAUCAGCUCCAGAGCGUUUUGCUUAUCCCAUCCCACACACUACUCGACCCCAAAGGAAGGAUGAUGUGAACGGAAAAAAUUACAAUUUUGUUUCUCAAGAGGAAAUGAUGCGCGAUAUUGCCAAUAAUGAAUACUUGGAAUAUGGCACACAUGAACAAGCUAUGUACGGUACCAAGCUGGAUACCAUCCGGCAAAUCCACGCCGCUGGUCUUAUCGCUAUUCUUGAUGUGGAGCCACAAGCACUUAAAUUGCUAAGGACGGCUGAAUUUGCGCCAUGGGUGGUCUUUAUUGCUUCACCGGACCUGAACACCUUAAUGAGAGAUAUUAACUGCCCCAAUGACGGAAGUCUGGAAAGGUUAGCUCGUGAAAGUCAACUUUUGGAACAGCAUUUCAAACAUUUGUUUGAUCUGAAGAUCGUCAAUAAUGACAUGGAAGACACUAUUAAACAACUCAAUGUUGGCAUUGAAGAACUGCAGUCCCGCCCGCAAUGGAUACCUGUGACGUGGGUUUACUAG